This is a messenger RNA of Astyanax mexicanus (Mexican tetra), 9088 nucleotides long. RefSeq names its product hyperpolarization activated cyclic nucleotide-gated potassium channel 4 (gene hcn4). The transcript is spliced from 8 exons. Gene Ontology annotation, molecular function: voltage-gated potassium channel activity. The record is from RefSeq and is a predicted model, not a curated record. Gene Ontology annotation, cellular component: membrane. Gene Ontology annotation, biological process: potassium ion transport; transmembrane transport. Lineage: Eukaryota; Metazoa; Chordata; Actinopteri; Characiformes; Acestrorhamphidae. The coding region runs from base 538 to 4227 and encodes 1229 amino acids.
GCGAUAAAUCGGCAUCCUCCUGAAUAUUCAUGAAGCCCGAAGCAGCCUCAGUAUCGUGGUCGGCUGGCUGCGCGCUGUUGUUGCUGUGGUUUGAAGAGCGGAAAGGGUUUUUUGGGGUCGUGUUUUUAGGGGGUGGGGGUGUCUCACUCUCCGUGACCUCGACGGGCGCUCUCGCGCUGUCUCUGGAAGUCUGAGAGCAGCUUUUAUCGUUUCUGACUUUGCGCGGUCGGUUCUUAAUGGAGCUGAGCGGCGCUGUGAAAGCCUGGAGCAGCAGCAGCAACAGCAGCAGUCCGGAGGCAAAGCAGCGCGGCGGGGCCGUGUAGACCUGACUGACAGGUGGAGGCAGGCAGGUUCUGGAGGUGCUGUAUGUAGCGCAGCGCCGUUCCGCGGUGUCAUGCGCUCCAGUGCGGGGUUAGGGAGCGCGGGCUACUGGGGGGCAUCGUGCGGCCACUGAGAAGCAGCAGCAGCAGCGGCAGCGGCUUCCGUUCUCAGACACGCGGUGUGUGGUGCUGAGAGCGGGUGGCUGAGACUGACCGGAUGGACAGGCUGCACUCCUCCAUGCGCAAAAGGCUGUACAGUCUGCCCCAGCACAUCGGCCACAGAGCUGCGGGCAUGGGGGACGGCGAGGACGGGGACAAGGACGCGCGCAGGAAGAGCCUGCGGAUGAAGGCGCUACCCUCGGCCGGCGCCGCGGAGCCCCGGAGCGCGGACCCUGCCGUAGCCGAGACGGACGUGGGGCGGGCGGCCAAGGCGAGCUCCAACGGGGACUGCCGGCGUUUCCGCGAUAGCCUGUCGUCUCUGGCCGGCCGCCACGUGCACGAGCCCGAGCCGCCGGCCGAAGAGAAGCGCCUGAUCGCGGAGACAGACGCCAGCAGCCCCAGCGAGGAGUGCAGCCCCCCUGGGCCGUGCGGAGGGACGCCGAGGGGCGCGGGGGGCUUCGGGGCAGCUGCUGGAGCCGCUGGAGCUGAACAGCAACAGCAGCCUGCCUUCGUCAAGCUGGACGGAAUCGAGCACAUCUUAGCGGACGACGAGAGGUUUUACCAGGAGGGCGGCUUCAUGCACAGGCAGUUCGGAGCCAUGCUCCAGCCCGGGGUCAACAAGUUCUCCCUCAGGAUGUUCGGCAGCGAGAAGGCCGUCGAGCGCGAGCAGGAGCGGGUUAAGUCUGCUGGCUUCUGGAUCAUCCACCCCUACAGUGACUUCAGGUUCUACUGGGAUCUCACCAUGUUGCUGCUGAUGGUGGGAAACCUCAUCAUCAUCCCUGUGGGCAUCACAUUCUUUAAGGACGAGCACACUCCACCCUGGAUUGUCUUCAAUGUGGUCUCGGACACCUUCUUCCUCAUGGACCUGGUGCUUAACUUCCGCACAGGCAUUGUGAAGGAGGACAACACGGAGAUUAUUCUGGAUCCGCAGCAGAUUAAGAUCAAGUAUCUCCGCUCGUGGUUUGUGGUGGACUUCAUUUCCUCCAUCCCAGUGGACUACAUUUUCCUGAUUGUGGAGACACGGAUAGAUUCGGAUUUCUACAAGACAGCGCGAGCUCUCAGGAUUGUACGUUUCACAAAGAUACUCAGCCUGUUACGACUGCUGAGGCUGUCCAGGCUCAUACGCUACAUUCAUCAGUGGGAAGAGAUUUUCCAUAUGACGUACGACUUGGCCAGUGCGAUGGUGAGAAUCGUGAAUCUGAUCGGUAUGAUGCUGCUGCUUUGUCACUGGGACGGCUGCCUGCAGUUCCUCGUGCCCAUGCUGCAGGACUUCCCCGCUGACUGCUGGGUCUCCAAAAACAAGAUGGUGAACGAUACGUGGGGACAGCAGUACUCUUACGCCCUCUUCAAAGCCAUGAGCCACAUGCUUUGCAUCGGAUAUGGCAUGUACCCGCCGGUCGGCAUGACGGAUGUGUGGCUGACCAUCCUCAGCAUGAUCGUGGGAGCGACGUGCUACGCCAUGUUUGUGGGUCACGCGACGGCGCUGAUCCAGUCACUUGAUUCAUCACGCAGGCAGUAUCAGGAGAAGUAUAAACAGGUGGAGCAGUAUAUGUCCUUCCAUAAGCUGCCGGCUGACAUGCGACAGAGAAUCCAUGAUUAUUAUGAGCACCGUUACCAGGGCAAGAUGUUCGACGAGGAGAGCAUCCUGGGGGAGCUGAACGAGCCGCUGAGGGAGGAAAUUAUCAACUUUAAUUGUCGGAAGCUGGUGGCUUCAAUGCCUCUGUUUGCCAAUGCUGACCCGAACUUUGUGACCUCCAUGCUAACGAAGCUCCGCUUUGAGGUGUUCCAGCCAGGAGACUACAUCAUUCGGGAGGGAACCAUCGGCAAGAAGAUGUACUUCAUUCAGCAUGGCGUGGUCAGCGUGCUCACCAAAGGCAACAAGGAGACCAAACUCUCUGAUGGGUCCUACUUUGGCGAGAUCUGUUUGCUGACCAGAGGAAGGCGUACGGCCAGUGUCCGGGCAGAUACCUACUGCCGCCUGUACUCUCUCUCCGUCGAUAACUUCAAUGAAGUGCUGGAGGAAUACCCCAUGAUGAGGAGAGCCUUUGAGACAGUCGCUCUGGAUCGCCUGGACCGCAUAGGAAAGAAGAAUUCUGUCUUGCAGCACAAGGUCCAGCAUGAUUUGAACUCUGGCAACCUAAACUACCAGGAGAAUGAGAUCAUCCAACAAAUUGUCCAGCAUGACAGAGACAUGGCGCACUGUGCCCACCUGAUGCAAAACCAACCUCCUCCUGCUCCUCCAUCACCUACUCCUGUCAUCUGGGCUCCACUCAUUCAAGCUCCCCUCCAAGCUGCUGCAGCAACAACAUCGGUUGCUAUUGCCUUGACCCACCACCCUCACCUCCCUGCCGCUCUUUUCCGCCCCUCAGCCUCUGUUUUGGGUUCUAUGAAAGACCCUUCGAGCUGCUUGAAGCGGUUUCAGGUUGUACCCACAUCAGCAAGUCCUGGUUCAGCUGGAGAUUCUCCUUCCAGCACGCCUCCAAAACCUCGUGCCGGAGCAGACACCCCCCUACUUGCCACUUUUCGGGCCCACCACUCAACAGGGCCUGCAGCGUCGGGCAGCGCCAGUCAGCAGGCCUUUAGCAGCGGCGGCGCAUCUCAUCCUGGAAUCACCGGAGCUUCCACGUUCACAAUGUCCGGCAACUUCUCCUCUUCUGCAUCUCCCACAUCGAGCACUGCACAGCUCCAUCCUCCCCCAAAACACAAGCAGCCUUUUCCCCCAAGUACUCCCUCGCUGACUACCCGUCUCCAGCAAGGUGGGACAGGUGGAACAGCAGAUGGCUCAGGUGUCGGAAUGUUGUCUGGAGCGGUGGGUGGGACAGUGGGUGGUGCAUCAUGUGGAGUGACCUCAAGCGGUUCCAUUGGAAAUGCAUUAGUUGGUGCAACGUGUGGUCUUCUGACCACAACAUCUUCAAAUAGUAGCCCUCUGUCCACCGGAUCAUUCAGCCAUACUCCCAGUCAGCUUCUCCACGGUCAACAAUCUCAAAAACCCACGCAGAUGGGCUCGCUGCAGCAGUUUGCAGGCGGAGGUGGCAGGACUUCUAGUGUGCUAAACCUCUUCCACACACCCCCACCUGGAUCACCGUCGUCCAGCCAUGCCCACAUUGCCCAGGCCCCUGAAGGCUCACCAUCGUCAAAUAUCCAAUCCACCUUGUCCAGCUUGCGGUCCAGCUUUCUCCCUCAGUUGCCUUUAGAAAGGUCAGCGUUAGCUUCGUUAGCUCAGUAUGGCUCAGCUAAUGCGUCUCCCUGUUACACUCCCCUAGCCCACAGCCCUACAAUCCAAAGCCCUGUCCUUGGCAGGACUUUUCACUACAGUGACCCUUCCAGUACAGCUGGUUCCAACAGUUCUCUGCUCAUGCCCCAGUCCUCCUGCCCUGGUCAACUACCAGGCCACCACGCCUCGGGGACCGAGUCUCCGCUAAGCCGUUUCUCUGAGGAUAUGAAACUGUUAUCUAGCUCUCAUCCCUCGCUAACGGGAGAAAUAGGCAAGGCUCUGGGUCAUCAGUCAUCCCUUCGAUCCUCCAUGGAUCCUGGUUAUUGCCUUUCCCCUUACUCGUCUCUGACACUGGCGCCUAAGCCCUGUAGCUCUGUAUCAGGGCACAUCGCUCCCCCAGCACAGACUCCUCCCGGGUCACGGCACCACAUUCACUCCCCUGGGACUUCACCUUCACUUCCACCCCGGAGGUCCUCCGAGGCCCGACCGUCCGAACUGGAACCUCUCUGCUCUAAGCUCCCCUCCAAUUUGUGAGGCUAGAUCACACCCUCCUACUCACCCUGGACCUGUAACUGAGUAAUAACAAUCUUCUACUGUGUGACACUUACGUUUUCUUUCUUUACCUAUCUAUCUAGACUACACUGUGUUUUAAUCUUAAUUAUUUUAGAUCUAUCUAAAUAUUACUGUGAUUAAAAAGAUUAAGGCUUAACCAUGUUAAAUUAGAGCUCUAGAUUACUCUUAUUUUGUUUUGCUUUGUCUUUCUCUCUUUUUUAUGCAUUAAUAUAUAUGUGGAAGACAUGUAUUUAAACAGUAUACUGUAUUAAUCAACUGAUAGGAGGGUGUGAAAUGCUACAUACACCAACAUUCAAGGAGGUCUGUUUUGUAUCUAUGCCAAGUUCAUUAGGUUAGUGUUUUUGAAAUGGACAUCGCUGGAGGACUCUUUUGCAGGAAUCUAUGCACUGAAUCCUGCAUGUAAAAAAACAAUGAACUUUUUUUCUGUUCUCAGAUCUACCUUUUUAGUAAAAUAACAUUGAAGGAGGGGAUCUCUUUUAUCACUACACCCUAUCCAGGAUCACAUAUUGUUGAUCCUUAAAUGUGUCCAUGGGAUUCUAUGUAUUUAUUCACUGUAUAAACUUUGCAAAGCCUUCCAAGGUGGAGAAGAAAAUGUAGGCAAGCCAAAAAUAUUUUUCUCUUUAGUAAUUAAGUAAUACACUUCUUAGGCUUACACAUUGUUGAUUUCCAUUUUAAACACAAUAUUGUAGUAAUGUUGGAAUGGGAGACUGGGAGAACAGAGGAAGAAGUUUAGUAUCCUAACAAAUUCACUUUUGUCUUCCAGGUUAAUGUGGCAGGUUUUGGACAAGAAUUGCAUUAGACUGAUGAACGGCAUGGAAACCCCUGUGUGUGUGUGUGUGUGUGUUUCUAAAAUGGCCUGAUGCAAGCAACAAUCAUGUUGGAUCAGGAUUAGCUUUGCCUUUUUACUAGAAAAAAAAACUUCCAUUAAAGACUGUGUGUAGAUGGUUCGACACCUCACACGAAUUCUGCAGAGCCAGCAACAAGCCAGAAUUAAAUGAGAUUACUGGAUGUAGCAUAUACAUCAUUUCUUCUCUUUGACAGCUUUCGGUAAAAUAAUAACCUUUUUAUUUAUUUAUUAACAAAUAUCUGUUUGUAUUUAUUUGUAUCAUACCUAGCUGCUGAAUCAUCUAUUCAUGACAGCAGUAAGUCAGGUGAAUGUUGGAAUUAGGAGGAUGACUGACCGUAAAAAAAGGAAUAGAUGGUAUAAAUAUCUGUUCAGCUUGGAGCAUUGCUCCCUCACACACUCAAACAUUACACAGCAUCCUCUUAGACAGCUGGGUCCCAAUUUGAGUCAGUGCUUCAGCUACAGUGUCCCGAUGUUACAAGACAGCCUCACACCUCCAUUAUGAGCCCUGACAUUAGCUAAUCCUUACAGGCGUUCUUGAACAUGCAGCUCAAAAAUAUGUAAAAAAGGCUAAAAUCAGGCUUAAGAGAUGUUAAGACCACUCAUACAUAAAGCGAUUUACACUGAUUAUCCAGUAAUAAGGGUGCAUGUCUUAACCUAGGAUAUACAUUAGACAGUGCCUGAACGGUUGGGUCUCAUCGUCAUCAUGUUGGAUGCAAGAGAAAUGGUCAAAUAAGAAGACCUGUCAGACUUUGAGGAGGACCAGAUUGUUAUAAGCAGACAACUGGGCUGGAGCAUCUCCAAAAUGUGUUGGACGUGUUGGAUGCGUGAUGCUGUGGGCAACUACCAACAGAGGUUUAAGAACCCAGAGACAGGAUAUAAGAGAUAGCUCAUCAGUGUAGGAGGACAACGAAGACUAAUCCAUCUGAGUGGAAGUCAGAAGGGCUAGUGUGGUGCAAGUCUCAGAAAUGUUUAAUGAUGUGUAAUUAGAUGAGGAAUGCUUUACAACACACGUCGCCCAGCACCUCCACCCCACCCCGCUGUGUAUCUCUAAACCAAUCAGAAAGCCCAUGCUAAUACCUGUCCAUCAUCAGAAGUGCCUAUAGUGGACUGGACCUUAGAGUAACAGAAGAUUGCUGAUGUUUUGGCCCUGUUUUGUAUACUCUUACUUUAUCUCUUAGUUUGAGAAUCUGCUGCUAAUGUCUUUGUGCUAUUUUCCACAGAGCACCUUCACACGUCUUGUAGAGAAAGCUAACGGACAGUGAUGCUAACAGACUGCACUGUGUGAGAUAUGUGUCCAGUGGCAGAAACUGUAGGUAAUACACAGAUAAUGAAAAUCACGAAUAUCUUGUAAAUGAUUAAAAAGUAAUAAUUGUUUCCAGACUGACUGAGUCAAGUUCACAAGUUGUGAAAAUCUUUAAACUUUUGAGCAGCAAGCGAUGCUGGAGAGAGAGAGAGGUACAAAUACAAGGAGACACUGAUGUAUUGAGGGGUUGCUGUGUAGCGACAGACAGUCAGUGGCUUGACAUGUAGACGAGGACCCUGUGGACUACUCGGGAUGACGAGCUUGUAGCAGAGAGGCCUUUAGAGGCUCCACAGCAAGUUAUGAUUGUCUCUGAGCACUUGUGGAAAUUUCACAAGGAGGACAAGUAUUGAUUGCAUUAUUGGACACAGCUUUUAGAGGUUUUGAGAGCUAGUUAGAGAGUUUUUGGUCCGACUGAGCAGAAAAAAAGAAUCUGAAAGGGCUAGGGGGAAAAAGAGCGAGUGAGAGUGAUUGAUUAGAGGGUACUCUGACCCGACCGAGAAACCUGGUCAUUAGCAGAGAUAAGGACUGCAGAGCAUCAAUAAAAGCAGCCUGCAGCUGUCAAUCAAAAGCGCCUGUCACUCUGGCCCUGUGUCAUGUCUCAGCUCACACCUCUCAGACUGAGCGACUCCAUCUAUCACACCACACUCCUCACAGGACAGUGUACACACUGUACCUCAGAGCUGCACUAUCACACUAACCAGUACAUUUACAUAUCUACACCUACAACUACAACUCAACCUUAACUUAACCUGACCCUCAACCUUAUCAUUUUGGUUCUUAAACAGAUCCUAGUGAUAUAUGUACAUUUCUUAUAAGAGCUAAUUGCUCUAAAGAAAAGGCCAGAGCGCUUUUUGAUAAACAAUAGAAGGCAGCCAAUCAGAAAUGACUAUAUGUUGAUAUAUCAGGUCAAAAUGCAAAGUGGCGAAAAUUGACACCUUAAGGCAAACAUUUAAUUUGAGCAUUAUGUACUGUGGGUCAAAACGCUGCUACCACACUAUAAAACUUUGGUUGUAAAAUCUACCUUAAAGUCCACAAGGUUUUUCACCACACUGUCCUUUACUGUCCUUGAGGAGGAGCUCAAAAUUCAGUUUGUAUUAACGACAUAUAAGUGCACCACUGUAGCAAAAAAUACCAAUUUUCACAAUAUGCUGCUUUAAUAGAGGUUGGAAAAAACAAUUUCAUCUGGUUUUGGAAUUUGAACCUACACAAACCUCAUAAGUAGAUUUCAUGGUAAAGGAUGCCCCUUAAAUCAUAAUCCCAUAAGACCCGGGACUGCAUUUAUGAUUUGUGAAGUAAUCUAAUCCUCAAUUUACAGCCUACAGUCUGUCUACGCUCGAGUCAAAAGGGCCUCGCGUCAAACGCAGCCUCGCAAAAACACCCAUACGCACUUCAGCUCCAGCAAGAAGCCAAAACAUGGAGAGAAUCCACCUGGCAGCGCCCGCUUUUCCGAUUCACAGUGGUUUUCAUAGCACAACACAAACUGAUUCCAAUUGGGAGCAUUCCCAAUUUCAGCACCUAAUCUGGGCCUUGCUUUUGUGCUGUGGUUCCGCUCGUGGGAGCGCUCGUGAAGCACUGGUGCAGGCAGUAAUGAAAUCAGUCGCAGUGAUUGAGGAUUAGAUUUCCCACUAACAGGGUUGAGUCUCGGAGAUGGGAGGUGGUUGGAGACUGGUGCGUGUGGUGGCUGGCACCAUCAUUUCUUAUUUGUGUGCACAAAUUCAUUUUGGGCGACGACUAGCGGAAACACAGUGGUGAAUGUGGAGUUAACAUAAGUAACCCAGGUUAAGGGGGGUUGGAGAUCAACCCCACCCUGUAACUGGGAAAACAGGAACUGGCUUUUCCUGCUCCAGGUCCUGUUUUUAAACCCAUACAAAAAUAUAUAUUAUAUAAACAUAUUACAUUACAGAUAUACACCAUAAUGUGUAUAGAUAUGUUCAGACACCCAACACAGCACAUCUGUAAUUAAGUUAAGAUUUCUGAACAAUGAGUUUUAUCCUGAUGAACCAUCAGUAGACUGUUUAGAUUAAUGGCUUCAGUGUUACAGACAUUUCUACCCUUGUGGCUGCAGGUAUUCUACAUCUUUUUGUUGUAGCGACGUGUUUUAUAACCCUGAAGAAAUUUUCUUUCUAAUUAUUACAGGCAGUGAUGCAAAACUGUCAGAAUCAGGUUCUGAAUUAUACUGUUAAAAUGGGACACCAUAGAUAUUCUGACUUUGUAGGAAACAUUGUUUAUUACCUGCGCACUGCAUUAUCCCUUACAGUCCACUGCAUAUUCCACCUUAUAGCAGUUAGAUACAGCAUAGCAUCCAGUGCCUGACAAUAACCAUGAUCAACCUUGUGUACAAUACAAGGUCCCAUGACUACCAGACAGUUACAUCAUCCUCUAAUGACCAUGUUAUUCUAUGGAAGGCAGUAUACCCUAAAGACGUUCUGACUGCACUCUGACUAAAAUAUUUAAACGGAGUGCGGGUCAUUAGCACAGGCUGGAAACUAGAGCCGUUCUUCAUCUUUUUUAAUCUUCUUCGUGAUUUUCCUGCCUCCACUUUUCAGACAAUAGUGCCUGAUUUGAGCCUAUGAGAUAUGACUAUAUUCUACUGCAACAAGAACAUGGACAUUCAUACAUUACCGUAUUUUUCAGACUAUAAGGCCGCUGGAUGAGGCGCACCAUCAGUUAAC